AUGAAGCUCGUGUCACCAGAACAGCUCAAAGCCCACGAUAAGGCAUCCCUGCGAGGCUCCAUCGAAGGAGCUGUCGGUUCAGGCGCUGUAGCCGUCGGUGUAUCAUAUUGGGCGCACAGGCGGUACCCCGCGUACCGAGCACUUCCUCUUUCGCUAAAAUCCUUGGCGGUCCUGAUUAUUGUCGUACCCUGUCUCGCAAUCCAAGGCGAGCGACGUGGUAUUGAGUACGAUAAAUCUCAAUGGGAGGGUGAAACUGUUCGAGUUCUUGAUGAGAAGGAGCAGCAGAAGGAGGCACGAUGGAAUUCCUUGGAUACGUCGUCGAAGAUCGGCGAUUGGGCAGCCCGCCAUCAGUACAGUUUGAUCCUAGGCGGUUGGGCUUCAAGUCUGGGCGUCGCUGCGGCUAUCAUUUCGCGAGACAAGUACCAGACUGUUCCGCAGAAGGUCGUGCAGGCUCGUAUGUGGGCGCAAGGGCUGACAAUUGGUAUUGUCAUUGCCGCCGGCGCGCUUAUGCAUUCGCGGAGAGCACAGGCUGCUGAACAUCACAACACGGAUCAUUCAUGGCGAGACCUGUUGGAGCAGCAGGAGAGGGAUAAGCAGGAGGCUGAGAAGGCACGACUCCUGGCUGGUAGACCGUCACAACUGCACGCAUAG
Messenger RNA from Pleurotus ostreatus (oyster mushroom), 651 nucleotides. RefSeq lists its product as uncharacterized. Gene Ontology annotation, cellular component: mitochondrial inner membrane. Gene Ontology annotation, biological process: mitochondrial respiratory chain complex IV assembly. Lineage: Eukaryota; Fungi; Basidiomycota; Agaricomycetes; Agaricales; Pleurotaceae. The record is from RefSeq and is a predicted model, not a curated record. The transcript is spliced from 5 exons. Bases 1 to 651 code for a protein of 216 amino acids.